AUGGUUUUCAAGUCAGAGUACCUCAAUCAGACAGUGGUGAGCCACUUCUUCCUGGAAGGUCUGAUGUACACAGGGGACCAUCCUAGCCUCUUCUUCCUCCUCUUCCUCCUCAUCUAUAGCACCACGGUGACUGGAAAUCUCCUUAUUCUCCUGACUGUGGGUUCUGACCCCCACCUCCGCUCCCCCAUGUACCACUUCCUGGGCCACCUCUCCUUCCUGGAUGCCUGCCUGUCUACAGUGACGGUGCCCAAGGUCAUGGCAGGACUGCUGACUCCGGAGGGGAAGGUGAUCUCCUUCCAAAGCUGUGCUGUACAGCUUUACUGUUUCCACUUUCUGGCCAGCACUGAGUGCUUCCUGUACACCGUCAUGGCCUAUGACCGCUACCUGGCUAUCUGCCAACCCCUGCACUACCCAGUGGCCAUGAGCAGAAGGAUGUGCGCCAGGCUGGCUGGGAUCACCUGGGCCACAGGUGCUGUGCACUCUGCAGUCCAUACCUCCCUCACCUUCCACCUGCUCUACUGCGGACCCCACCAUGUUGCCUACUUCUUCUGCGACAUCCCCCCUGUGCUGAAGCUGGCCUGCGUGGACACCACCAUUAAUGAGCUUGUUAUGCUUGCCAACAUUGGCAUAGUGGCUGCAGGCUGCCUGAUCCUCAUCGUCAUAUCCUACGUCUUCAUCGUGUCUGCCGUGCUGCGCAUCCGCACCGCCGAGGGCCAGCGGCGGGCCUUCUCCACCUGCUCAGCCCACCUCACUGUGGUGCUCCUGUAUUACCUGCCACCUGUCUGCAUCUACCUGCAGCCGAGCUCCAGUGGGCCUGGCGCUGGAGCUCCCGCCGUCUUCUACACAAUCGUCACUCCCAUGCUCAAUCCUUUCAUUUACACACUGAGGAACAAAGAGGUGAAGCGGGCCCUGCGGAGGCGGCUGUGUAUCAACCCCCGAGAGACGCCUGCAGGCAGCCCACCCCCCUGA
Molecule: messenger RNA, 969 nt
Organism: Heterocephalus glaber (naked mole-rat)
Lineage: Eukaryota; Metazoa; Chordata; Mammalia; Rodentia; Bathyergidae
Gene: Or10s1
Product: olfactory receptor family 10 subfamily S member 1
Biological process (GO): G protein-coupled receptor signaling pathway
Cellular component (GO): membrane
Molecular function (GO): G protein-coupled receptor activity; olfactory receptor activity
Source: RefSeq, a predicted model, not a curated record